Molecule: messenger RNA, 1143 nt
Organism: Carya illinoinensis
Lineage: Eukaryota; Viridiplantae; Streptophyta; Magnoliopsida; Fagales; Juglandaceae
Product: putative methyltransferase DDB_G0268948
Exons: 2
Coding region: 216-998 (260 amino acids)
Molecular function (GO): S-adenosylmethionine-dependent methyltransferase activity
Source: RefSeq, a predicted model, not a curated record
GAGUGAGUGUCGUCCAUUCAAAGUAUUCAGGCCAUGUUGGACUUGGCUUCGGCUACCAACUCUUCCUCGCAGUUCAAGCUGGACAUGACCAAUCAGGAAAUACCUUCGUGGGUUCUCUGCAUUUCACUUUAAAACCCAUGUAUUCAAGAUUCCCUAUGCUCUCCCUUUGAGACACAGUUUAGCUUAGGAGGGCACAGGUAUUCUUAUCUAAUAUUAUGGCAGGGUUGUUCGACAAACAGGCGGAGAUUUAUGUGGAUGCGAGGCCAACAUAUCCAACCGAAUGGUAUUCAAAGCUCGCUGCUCUCACCCCCCAACACUCAUUAGCCUGGGAUGUCGGCACCGGCAACGGACAAGCAGCUCUUGGGGUUGCUGAGCAUUAUGAGCAAGUGAUUGGAACAGAUAUAAGUGAAAACCAACUAAAACAGGCGAAGCAGCAUCCUCGAGUCAAAUACAUCCACACCCCAUUAUCCCUCUCGGAUGAUGAAUUUGUGACAUUAAUGGGGGGUGAAAACUCAUUUGAUUUGGUGACCGUGGCUGAAGCCGUACACUGGUUUGACCUCCCAAAGUUCUAUUCCCUCGUUACGCGUCUUCUGCGUAAGCCAGGAGGAGUAAUUGCCGUUUGGGGCUACUAUGGAAUGGUAGUAAGCACAACCUUUGAUCCUCUAAUAAAGAGAUUCCGAGAAGCAACCAACCCCUUUUGGGACCCCAGGGCACAUCACUUGCUGGAUGGUUAUAGGACACUUCCAUUUCCUUUUGAAAGUGUGGGUUUAGGUUCUGAGGGAGAACCACUGCAACUUGAAAUGCAACAUAAGUUGUCCAUUGAAGGGGUUGUGAGGAUGAUGAGGUCAUUGUCGGCAGUCACCGCAGCCAAGCACCAAGGGGUGGAUUUGUUAUCUGAAGGAGUGAUUGAGGAUCUUGAGAGUGCUUGGGGUGGGCCGAAUAAGAUCAGAACUGUGACAUACAAGGCAUUUAUGCUUUCAGGAAAAGUAAAGCUGUAGGUAAUUUUCAUCAAGUUCAUCUGCGUACGUAAUCUGUUGAUGUAAAAGCUGUUUAAUUUGUCCUUCUUUGGAGACCAGAUGCUCUUUUUUCGUUUUUUUAAUUGCAAUUUGGGAAGAUAAUAAAUGGAUUUCCAUUCAGUUUUUG